This is a messenger RNA of Fukomys damarensis (Damara mole-rat), 3859 nucleotides long. RefSeq names its product ALG13 UDP-N-acetylglucosaminyltransferase subunit (gene Alg13). NCBI's taxonomy places the organism in Eukaryota, Metazoa, Chordata, Mammalia, Rodentia, Bathyergidae. Gene Ontology annotation, molecular function: hexosyltransferase activity. The record is from RefSeq and is a predicted model, not a curated record. Gene Ontology annotation, biological process: dolichol-linked oligosaccharide biosynthetic process.
CCUUUUGGACUGCGGGCGGCCCGUAGCCGCUGCUACGUCACGUCCGGCCCUCGCGAUUCGGCAUUAGAACCCCCGCGAUGAAGAGCGUGUUUGUUACUGUUGGGACAACCAGUUUCGACGAGCUCAUAGAACGUGUGUCGGCACAGGAGAGUCUCCGCAUCUUCGAGAGCCUCGGUUACAGCCGACUUACUCUCCAAAUUGGUAGAGGAACGUUGGUACCUGAACCAUUCAGCACUGAGUCCUUUACUCUGGAUGUUUACAGGUACAAGGAUUCCUUGCAAGAAGACCUUCAGAGAGCAGAUCUUGUUAUUAGUCACGCAGGUGCAGGAAGCUGUUUGGAAACUCUGGAAAAAGGCAAAUCACUUGUGGUAGUUAUAAAUGAAAAGUUGAUGCACAAUCAUCAGCUGGAAUUAGCCGAGCAACUACACAAAGAGGGGCAUCUCUUCUACUGUACCUGCAGGAUCCUGACUUGUUUUGGACAAGCUCCACCCCUUGCUUCUCCUGCUCUUGGGAAGUGCCAAGAUUCUGCAGUGCUGACUCCAGCUGCCUUCUGCUUAAACUUUGAGCUGCUUUCCGGAGACCUGCAAACGCAAGCCCUUCUUCCUGCCCUCACUCUUCCCUGCACCCUGCUUCUUCCUUCUUUCCACACUUCUGUUCCUUUUCUCCCCUGUCCACCAUGCACAAUGCAUAAAGGAUGGAAAAAGUAUGGUGGUUCCCAGAAGUCUUUGAAUGAGGCAUCAAUGGAUGAAUAUUUAGGCAGUUUAGGGCUGUUUCGAAAGCUGACUGCCAAGGAUGCCUCUUGCCUCUUUCGGGCUAUUUCAGAACAGUUAUUUUGCAGCCAGGUCCAUCAUUUCCAAGUUAGGAAGGCUUGUGUCACAUUUAUGAAGGAAAAUCAACAAAAUUUUGAGUCUUAUGUGGAAGGAUCUUUUGAGAAAUACCUGGAGCGGUUGGGAGAUCCCAAGGAAAGUGCUGGCCAGCUGGAAAUACGAGCUCUUUCUCUAAUUUAUAAUCGGGAUUUCAUUCUUUAUCGCUAUCCUGGAAAGCCACCAGUUUAUGUCACAGAUAAUGGCUAUAAAGACAAGAUUGUACUCUGUUAUUCAAGCAGUGGUCAUUAUGAUUCUGUGUACUCAAAACAAUUUCAAUCAAAUGCAGCUAUUUGUCAAGCUGUAUUGUAUGAGAUUCUCUAUAAAGAUGUGUUUGUCGUGGAUGAAGAGGCAUUGAAAACUGCAGUUCAGUUGUUUCGAAGUGGUUCUAGGAAGAAUAGAAACAACGCUCUGACUGGAAGUGAGGAUGCCCAAAUUGAUUACGAGAGUUCAAUGCAGAACAGGACUGAAGAGUGGGGUGCUGGCUGCAGUAUUCAGAAUAUACAAGAGGACUAUAAUCAAGGAAUGGAAGAAUUGAAGUCUCCAGAAAAUCCAUCAAAGAUCCUCUUCCCCUAUAAAGUGCUCAAAGCUCUGGAUCCAGAAAUCUAUCGUAAUGUAGAAUUUGAUGUUUGGUUGGACAGCAGAAAAGAACUUCAAAAAUCUGAUUACAUGGAAUAUGCUGGAAGACAGUAUUAUUUAGGAGACAAAUGUCAGGUUUGCUUGGAAUCAGAUGGAAAAUAUUAUAAUGCUCAUAUUCAAGAAGUUGGAAAUGAGAACAAUUCAGUGACAGUUUUCAUUGAAGAACUGGCAGAAAAGCAUGUUGUUCCAUUGGCUAAUUUAAAAGCAGUUACCCAAGUGACACCUGUUUCUACCUGGAGUGCUAUGUCCAGUCGGAAAGGAAGAGGUUACCAGAAAAUGUCUACAGGCUAUUUCCCAGAAAUGGCUAUGCCAGAGAUGGACAUGAAGCAGCGGAAGAAGAUGUUUAAGAAAUUUCGAGGAAAAGAGGUUUAUAUGCCAAUGGCUUACAACAGGGAAGAUUCCCUCCCUUCGCCCAGACUUCAACACAGUAUGCAUUAUGGUCAUGACCUUCCACUGCCCUACUCAGAAACAGCUGCCAAUGUUAUGUGCAAUGAAGAGUUUCAUCCUCAAUACUCUUCUCACAGACAAGGCCGAGGGUAUGGGAUACCCAGGGAUUCAUCCUGUUUUAUAAAUAGGCACAAUAUGUCAAGCCCUAAAUUUGGUUUUUACCCUGAGCCAGGUAAAAGGUACUGCCAGAGCUUUGAUAACUUCUCCUAUAGAUCUCGUUCCUUUAGACGUAGUCACCGCCAGAUGCAUUGUAUGAAUAAGGAGUGCCAUUAUGGCUUGGCCCCAGAGAAUGAACAGAUGCCCAGUGGCUUGGAAGAAACUGUUACUUUUUAUGAAGUUGAAGAAGGAGAUGAGACUGCUUAUCCGACUUUACCUAACUAUGGUAGUCCCUCUAUGAUGGUUCCUGCUACUUCAGGAUACUGUGUUGGAAGGCGAGGACAUAACUCAGGAAAACAGACUUCAAAUUCAGAAGAGGGCAAUGGCCAGAGUGACAAUGGGAGAUAUGAAGAAUAUCUUUAUCCUUCAGAGCCAGAUUACGAAACUUCAGGUGUAUAUAGCACAACUGCAUCUACAGCAAACUUGUCUCUCCAGGACAGAAGACCAUGUUCUUCUAUGUCUCCACAGGACACAGUUUUCUCAUACAACUACCACCAGAAGAUGAUGGGAAAUUCUGCAGUAAUUGCAGCUUCCUGUGCCAGUAAUGUUCCCGCUCCAGUUUUACCUAGCCUUGUAACAGCUAAUCAAACUAGUAGUAUUUCGUCCGUUUCCUCACAGAAUGCUAUACAGCCUCUAUUUGUACCUCCACCUGCACAAGGCAGGCCAGAUACAAAAGUUUUGCAGUACUAUUUCAAUCUGGGAUUGCAGUGUUAUCACCACAACUAUUGGCAGUCUAUGGUCUAUAUGCCGCAGACGCAGCAGCCUAAUGUAGAGAAUUACCCAAUCUAUACUGAGCCACCUCUGAUAGACCAAACUGUUCCUCACAUAUACAGUGAGGUAGGGAGAGCAGAGGGUGCACAGACAGAAGCCUCAGUGAAUGGUACUUUUCCGAAUGCCGACUCUGCAUCUAUCCCUCAUGGAGCAGUCUAUUACCCAGUAAUGUCAGAUCCCUAUGGGCAGACACCAUUGCCAGGUUUUGAUUCCUGCCUUCCUGUUGUGCCAGAUUAUCCCUGUGUUGCGCCCUGUCAUCCAGUUGGCACAGCAUAUAGUGGUUCUUCUCAAAAUCAUGGUGCUGUAAAUCCUGGGGCAGUUGGCUAUAUUGCUUCACCUCCAUCUCAUUAUGUACCUCAGAAUAUGUAAGAUUCAGCAAUGUGAAGUAUUGUUGCACUGCUAUUUUGUUGCUGUUUUGGUUUUAAAGUUUUUUAUGUUGGUGUUUGUGAUUUAGGUGGCAAGAGUCAUUACUAUUGUAUCUGUCUUUAAGAUUGUUUUAUCUUUUGAUUUAAUAUAUUCCUUUAAAGGGAUACUGCUAUGGCCUGUGAAUAAGGAAAUUAAGAUGGAUGUACAACUAGCCCAUUACUCAGCAUAUUUGAUUGUAUUCGGUUAUGUUCCUGUCAACCAGCUUGUCAACUUUGUAUUAGCUAAUGGUGCCAAUUGAAAUAAACAUUACAAACUAUUUCCCUGGAUCAGAAAAAUCAUACAACAUACUAAACUGUUCAAAAUUUUAAUUUCCAUUUUCUAGAAAGUAAAACAACAAAAUCAAGACCCUUUGCUCCUGGGUAACAAUAUUAAAUAAGAGAGUUCUUCGGGCUUCUUAAGAGUUGUGUGACCUGAGUUGUGUUCUGUGGUAUUAAUCAGUUUUGAAGUCAUAUGGUGCUCUGCUUUAGAUUUAUCCCAUAUGCUAUUGUUUAAUACUGGAUUUAUGUAACUGCACAGUAUUGAAUUGGUGUCCUUUGCACAGUUAGCAGUAAAUAAAA